Messenger RNA from Asterias rubens (European starfish), 9610 nucleotides. RefSeq lists its product as uncharacterized. The transcript has 4 exons. The coding region runs from base 458 to 9250 and encodes 2930 amino acids. Lineage: Eukaryota; Metazoa; Echinodermata; Asteroidea; Forcipulatida; Asteriidae. The record is from RefSeq and is a predicted model, not a curated record.
ACCAAAGCUUGUUCCGCCAUCCUUUUACGCGUGGGUGACGUCACUAGACAGUCCCUGGUAACGAUAUUAUGAGGCGUGAACGUACGCUGCAUGAUAAAGUCUUUGUCCGUGAAAGUCGACGAAAUCAACGGAUUUCUGAGUUUUUUUUUCUUUGCACGUACUCGAUAUUUGAGAACUGUAUACAUGUACAUAAGUCAUCACAUGGUAGUGCCCUCCAAAUACCGCCAGUUCGUUCACAAAAUUAUGAGCAACCAGCCAUACAAGUUUACAAGCCUUCACAAGCAAAAGUCUUCUUCAAAACUUUGAGCCGCAAGCAGUCAGGCCAAUUUCAUAACGCUGUUUAUCGGAGAAAACAACCAAGCAAUGUCACGAUACCACAGAACUUGUUCUUCAUGUCUCGGCAAUCACUUUUACAUGCCCUCUUUGAUGUUCUGAGCUCAAUCAAUCAACCAGUAAGAUGGAUUCACAAGGAAACAGAUGGGCUAUGAACAAUGCUCUUCAUCACUUCACUGCCCCUGGUUCUGAUGUUCGGACGCCAGGACUAUCAGGGAACGCCUUUGGGAUGCAAGAGUACCCAGGUGACAGUGCGCCUCAAAGACUUUUACCGACAACGUCAUGUCAAAGUGGUCAGCUGGGAUGUGAGGACAAUACUAACAACUUUCAAAAGCAUCCGACUGGUUCUUUAUCUUCAAAUUACUCAGACCAUAACAUGAGCACUCAGCCAUCUGAUUUCAGUUGGGACACUGAAAUAGCAAGACCAAAUUUGCUCAACUUUGAAGGCAUGGAUUCCGACAGAAUAGAAAAAAACUUGCCUGCAUACCCGGAAAGCCGUCAGGUAGAGCCGGAAGCUUUUGAGGAGGACAUGUCAUGGACAAGUGAUAUUUUAUCUGCAGAUUCUCAAAUGAACCUAGAUGACCAGUCCUUUGAAACCAACAAUGAAGGGACAGUCGAACAAAGUGAAGCUAGCCUUGUCGACGAACUCCUGUUUUCUAACCCUAUCACUAAGGACAUCACUGAGCCGCGUGCCACUCAGAAAUCCAGUGCUAUUUUUCAGCAGAUUUCUCCGCUUCGACAAUUUUCUUCAGCACUUGGUGAUGAGUCCAUUGACAUGUUUAAAGCAGCAUGGGAAGACGCAGAUGAAACUGAUUCACAACUUGCAAUAAAUUGUCAGGAUUCCUUUGCCAAGAGUUGCAAUUCCUUUGAGAGGGACUUGCUUGCCCUCAGCAUAGUGCAGAAACAGGUGCCAGGAUCUCCCUUACACUCCGACCAUUCUCAUUCUUGGAGCUCUACUGCUCCAAGCCAAGAACAGAACAUAAAGACAGAUAUGCCAGAAGACCUCAACAUGCAAGACCCUGAAAAAAUCUGCAUGGAUGAUUUGUCUGAACCUCUUAAACCAAGUGGAAUUGAUCCUAGUAAUAUUCAUUUAUUAGACAAAACGGCAGAUCUCUCUAUUAUAAAAGCCAACAGCCCAUGUCAGCAUCAUACAGGAAAAGAAAAAGACCCCAUCUCCGAUGCAAUCCUGAACCCUUCCAACAGAAUCACAGAUAUGCAAAAUGUUACUGAGCAACGUUCAGAAGAAGUAAUCAAUACACAUGGUAUGCUUGAUGUAGUUGAGAGUCAAGUUGAGAAGGACCAAUUUUCAGUAGAAUCUACUAGAACUGAUCAAGAGCAAUCGGAAAUUAUCAGCAGCAUAAGAAAUGAUAAACAAUCUCAAUCCAAUCAAGACAAGGAGAAUGUGCAAGAUGUAGAUGAGAAGUGUAAGGAUCGCAGUAUAGAGAAACAAAAUGCUUGUCUUGCACCGCAACCUUCGGUCGUCACACAACCUACAGAAAGUGAUACAGACAUUUUGAGCAAGUCCCCAAGUUCUCCCUUGUCGGAAGGGUCUAUCAUGUUUCUUUCUGACAUUGACGAUCAGAAUUUCACAGACGAUGAGCAGGAUGUACAAACUAAGGAGAAUGCCAAAGACACAAAUGAUGAUAUCCAUAGUAUCCUCUUUAAAGCAACAGAGCCUGACCCUACCACAUGUAUCGCUGAUGAGCCAUCACGUGAAGAAUCUGAGGAUGACAGAGAAUGUGAGGCAAGAAUGUCUGUAGAAUCACAGGGUGACGACAAAUCCUCUGAUGGAGUAGAUGAUGCAAGGAGGCAAGCCGGAAAGGACAAGUCAUCAAUGCAAUGCAGAGAAAACAAGGACACAAUUCUAUCUGAUACAGGUGAAGACAUUAAGGUUGACUCUGGGAACAUUUUAAAUGUCAAUAUAGAAACUGAAAACGAUGCAGAGGAAGCAGUCAAGAAAAACCAGGUAGAGGAUAUUGUUAACCAAAGUAUUGAGAAGGUUCCUGAGAUCAUCAAAACAGCAGGUCAAGAAAGUUUGGAAAGCGGUACCCAAGAGGUUUAUGAUCUCAUCAGUGACGAUGAAAAAGACAGCUUGGCAAGUGAUGAGGACACAACCGAUGGACAGGGUGGAGAUGGAAUGAUCGAGAACAAACAUGAAGAGGAUAUUGUUGACCAAAGCAUUCAGAAAGUUCCUGAGAUCAAAACAGCAGGUCAAGGAAGUUUGGAAAGCAGUACUGAAGAGGUUUGUGACCUCAUAAGUGACAAUGAAAAAGACAGUGAUGAUAACACACUCAAUGGACAGGACACUUCCAAGCAAUGCGAAAGUGGGAAUAUUGAUGACCAAUCUCUCAGAGAAGGUAGCCCUCUAAGUCAAGAAGGAGAUGCUGAUUGUAUGAUGCAUGAAAGAGACAACAAUGGCAAGCAUGACAGGAAAGAGGACAAAGACAGUGAAGCCAAAGAUCAAGAAAAUGAUAGCACCACCCCGGAACUGGAGAGAACUAUUGAUGAGCACUCUGAGAGUGAGCAUAAAGAUCAAGAAGAUAUUGCCAAACCUCAAGAGGGGGAUAGUCUUGUCCAACAUAAAUCUGGCGAGUCCCAUGGAGAUGGUCGUCUUGCCAAGGAAGUAGCUCCUAGCUCUGACUGUUCAAACAUCAACCAAUAUGUUGAUAAGUCACAAGAACCCAUUUGCCUUUCAGAUUCAGACGAGGAACAGAUAUUGGGUUUAGUUCCCCUGUCAGGAGAUUCUGUUUCAGGAGUUUGUAAGGGAAAACAGAUAGCUCAAAGCCAUGUGGAGGCAACAGAAUCAGACUCCAUUCUUAAGGAGAACCAAGAAGAUGGACAGGAAGUAAGUGAUGACGAUGAUGUUCUUGUUGUUGAAAAUGAUGCUCAAGAAGUGAUAAGUGUUGAUGACAGCUCAGAUGAAGAUGAUGCAAGUACACACCAAACCACUGAAGCAAAGAACAGUAAAGCUGCCAAUGAUGGUAAAAAAGUAAAAGCAAAAAAUGACUGGUCGUGCCAAAUUUGUGGAAGCACCAACAAGUCACUAAACUCACUAAAGUUACAUGUACGACGUAGCCACAACCUAAUUAUGGUCCACAGAAAGGAAGAGAUGAAAUGCAAAAUGUGUUCCUUUGCUGGGACGUGGCAGAAGAUUAAAGAGCAUAUAAUUAAGGACCACCAGACUCCUCUUAAGUGGUAUGUGAAGAAUCAAGAGACGACAGAGAUAACCAAGUUACCAGCAUCGGGCCCUGAACUCCCUGAAGAUUCCUUGUUGGCGCAACCAGUGUUAGUGGAUCUAAAGGCCAGUGAUCAGUCCAAGACAGCAGACACUUCACCAUCUGGCUCAAACAGGCAAAUCUACCUCAUCAAAAAAGUCACUUCAAUUGAAGAACCUAAGAAAGUCACUUCAAUUGAAGAACCGAAAGAGAUAAGUAAGACAUCAGGACCAGGAAGACCUCUCGGCGUCAAGACCAAACCCCAGCAAAGUAGAUUUCAAACCAUGGAUCAGUUGAAUAGUUUGAUUGCAACUUCAGUGUUAAGUAAGAGAACUCAAGGUCAACAGAUAGCACCUAAAAAACCUUGUAUGGUGAAUUCUUCCUCCCAACCAAGUGGAGAUCCAACUUUAAAGGCGCUGGAAAGCUCUCCUGGAACUUCAGUUUUAACUAGAGCAUCACAUCGACCAGCAGCGUCAUCGUUCCUAGCUCCGGGCACAUUCAUUCAUGAUUCAGGCCCAUCGGUAAGGACAAUGACGGUAUUAACUGCAAGACCAGAUACUGACUUGCACGAUAACAGACGAGCGGUUGUAAACAGAGAACUCAGUGCUAAAGUGAGAGAAGUCUUCCAACAACAGACUGUUGGUGGGCCGCCUCUGGUGACCAAAAUCUCUGGCACGACCUACGUAAUAUCAUCUACAAACGCUAAGGUAGGCUUGGGAUUAAAAGCGCCCCAAGUAACAACCUUAUCUCAGCCAAAUAGUUAUCAAAUCGUGUUCCCUGAGAACAUUACCCCUAAAAUGCUCCAGGAAGCUGCUAAUAAGCAGACCUCACCUCAACAGGGUCAGGCUGGGUUUGUAGUGCGCAGUGUCUCCUCAACGACCCCAAAUGUUUUGAGCAUCAGCCCACCAUCUCUAAAUACAGCAUUUUCAGUUCCAGUUACGAGGCGACCAGAUACUAUAGAAAAUCAACAGCCAUUUCAAAUGACGGCUUCCAAUGAUUUGCGGAAUGCCGCCACAAUGUCUACUGGAGGUAAUUUACCUCCAGUAUCUGCUGUUCCAGCAGUCUUUAACCAUGAGUAUUGUAGGAAAACGGUGGCUCUUGCAGUUACGACAACAGUAACAACAACAACUGCUUCUCGGGUAGUACAAUCACCAAAGCUUACCUCAAUAGAUGCUGCUGUUGCUCAUGCUAAUAUUAAGUCAACAAUGUUAGGAGUGAAGCCUUCAACCGCAUCCAUCACUCAGGAUGGUACUCAGUCAACAAUGUUAAGAGUGACUCCUUCAACGGUACCCAUCAACCCAACUACAGCAGCGAGGAGCACAAUACUCAAAACACCCAGUGUCCAGAACAAGCCUAGCGCCCCAGGGGAACCAGCAAUGGUGUCUUAUGUGAUCAAAGUACCCAAAGCACAGAGUAACGGACCUUCCAAGGACGAUGAGCAGUCCUACCUUGUGAAAGUGCCUGUCAACCAGACUAAUGUUUCAAAAAAACUCAUGGUACACCUUCCGGUUGACAAGACAUCUUUAGUAAAACAUGCUGUUUGCAUUGUCCAACCCCCUCUGCACACAAGUGAUUCUGGGGCAAAUCCUCCAGCGGGGGGCAAACCUCUGCAAUCCAUUCGCACGGACACUCCUUCUUUGGUAACCAACAAAUCUCAAACUACAGGCGGCAUUAUUAACAGCAGGAUAGGCGCACUUGCAACAUCUUCCCCACCUUUUGUGCAGCCAAAAACUGUGCCUGUUUUAGAACCGAUAUUUGAACCAGUGGGUGAAUCACCAAGUAGAGUCAGCUUUCUCGCAAAUUUGAAAGAACCGGCCUUGGAUAUUCAGCUUCUCAAAUCUCAGUUCGAGGACACAAAUACAUUCAAUGCAGCCGAUCUCAUAAACAUUGACGAAAGAGUACAGUAUGAAUGUGCCCGCUGCAAGGAGUACUUCCCACAGUUGGUGCUGCUGCAGCUCCAUCAUAUUGAUUGCACAACCCACCCUCCGGCAGGAAACAUUCUGCCGAUAGUUCACGUUUCGACGGCCAUGUUGGCUUCCUUCUUCACAGUCUCCACUUCUGGUUACUCCAGCGCUUGCAUUCUGUGCUCCACAUUGCUGCUUGGAAAUGCUCGGAAUGUUGAAGACCAGCAAGAUUUCUCAAGUCACUUGAGUAAACAUACUGAGCCGAGUGUUGCCAUUACCUGUCUUGACGAUACUCGGAAACUAGGCAUACUCCAGACAAGGAUGACAAGCCAGCAGGCCAAGGAGUGGGUGGACUUCAUUGCUCCACCCUUCAGGAUGGGGAAUAAACCAACAUCAACGCAGGAGGGUAACCUUGAAGAGUUUAUUAAUACCACAGGAAUCUUGCACCAAGAAUCGAUGCUUCUUAGAAAGCGCUCUCGAAGAUACUUACAACCAGAACAUGACCGAAGACAAAGCAAGCACAAGCAAAAGAAGCACAAACAUAAGCAUCGACACAGUAGGGACCAUGAGCUGGCCAGGCAAGAUGUGAACCAACCCUAUAGAAGUUCAAUUAAAACACAAGAAGGGUGCGAGGGGGAGUGGAUCGAGCCAACUCCAAAAGGUUCGUCAUCUUUGUUGGUGAGGAAAAAAUCCCGUCCAGGUUCUCUCAAACAAAGCAUAACUAGCAGCCCGUCACAGCCCAAACCUCAACUGCCUAAUUUGACACCUAUGAAGGGGAAAAAUCUCGCACCCUCAAAAGUCAGGCAGAGAUUUUUGAAUGUUUCUGUACCAGGGAGACGGAGCCUGCGGGGAUUGGGACUCGACUUUGGGAUGGGAUUGGAGAUGUUGCCCUUGGAUAGGAAGAAAAGGAAAGACAAGUCUCCGAACUCAGAGAACCGACUGAAAGGGACUGAGAGGAAACAAACCCAAAGCAAUUUGCCAUUUCAAUUACCAGACACAAAGAUUGAUGAGGUUAUAGAGAUCUUUUCCAGUGAUGAAGAAAUGGGAGAUACUCUUCCAUAUGAUGAACAAAGAAGGAGAGAGGAUACACCCAGUACAUCAGCAAGUCCUAUUAACUCACAAAAACACAAUCUAGAAGAGCCAGAUGAUCUGUACACAAAGAAACUGAAAGGAAACUCAGGGGAACUGUCUGCAAAUGAUGUCGACAGUGACAAAGAAAAGAUGAAUGUGGACGACAGUGAUUCUAAAGAUGCCAAUUACUCAGAUAACGUGGAAGGAGAGGACUCCUCAAGUGAUGAUGAUGAUGAUGAAGAGAAUGCAAAUGAGAAUCGUAGUAACGUUGAUCAUUCUGAACGAGAGGUUGGGAGUGAAGGGGAGGAUGCAAGCCCAGCAGACCUCCCUCUGUCCAUGAUAGCUCUUCAUUACCAAAGAGUAAAUAAGGACAUGGAAAGUGUUGAUAUGGACUGUGACCCUUCAACCAGUAACCGCUCAGAUCAUGAGAUGGAAACCAUUAUUUCCAAAGAGGUAGACAACACUUCUUUAGAGGGUACCAGCUCAAGUCAUUCCCAACAGGCAUCACCUGCUUCAUCUCAGGUGGUUCUUCGUAUUUCAUUGGAGGACCCUAAGUGUACAUCUGCAAGAAGUAGCAGCCCAAAUGAUGACAACAACAUUGAUCAUUCUGAACGAGAGGUUGAGAGUGAAGGGGAGGAUGCAAGCCCAGCAGACCUCCCUCUGUCCAUGAUAGCUCUUCAUUACCAAAGAGUAAAUAAGGACAUGGAAAGUGUUGAUUUGGACUGUGACCCUUCAACCAGUAACCGCUCAGAUCAUGAGAUGGAAACCAUUAUUUCCAAAGAGGUAGACAACACUUCUUUAGAGGGUACCAGCUCAAGUCAUACCAAACGGACAUCGCCCGGUCCAUCUGAGGUGAUUCCAUGUAUUUCAUUAGAAGACCCUACAAGUACAUCUGCAAGAAGUAGCAGCAGCGCAAAUGAUGACAUCUUACUAGAGAAUGAUGAGGAAGACAAGAUGCCCAUGUUGGAAAGUCAAGAACCUCAAACUGAACAAGUUGUUGAUAUUCGACCUUUGACGGUUGAGAAGAUAGGUGGAGAAACAGAAUCCAAAUCUUCAACUGCAGAGUCUGUUGAUUUCAAUUUAGAUAGAGAUUCAGAAGAAAAGGAGGACAAAGAAGAUCAUACAUCAAAGAUCUUGGAGAAUCACAUCAUGGGAGAAAGUGGAGAUGUUAUCUUGGAAGAUACCGCCCAACAUGGAACAGAUUCGCUGCACAGCUUUCCCACUAGCGGAUCACCUGACAAUGUAAUCCAAAGUGACAACACAGCACAUACUGAGAACAGUCAUAUAGACCAUCCCACACGACGGGACAGUGAUUCCAGGGAAAGCUCUCCAACAAAACAAUUCUUAAUUGACGACUUCCAACAGGAGGACAGCAAUAGAAGCAGUUUCCAACAAGUGAGUGAUUUAGAGGAUAGCUUUCAAAUAAACACAUUACCUGGAGAUGAUCUGUUGCUGGACGGCAGCAUUUCACCGAGUAGCAUCACAGACAUGACAGAGGAUAAUGCAGAUGAUAGUAAGAUCAGUUUUGAAGAGGGCAGCAUACAGCUAGAAACUAUCUCAGAGAGAGAGCUUUCUAAAAACAGUUCUCAUAGAGAUGAUUUACCACAGCAAGACGACAGUUUUGAACAGGAGUGUUAUUCAAAAGGCAGCUUUCCAUCAAGCAGGUCUCCUGAAGCUGUCCAAGUGGAAGACAUUAGCAUGAAUAGCUUCCAAGAGGACAGUAGCUCUGUCAACAGCUUUCCUACCAACAAAUCUCCAGCGGAUGACUUCAUUGUGGACGACACCACUCUGAACAGUUUUCAGCAGAUCAGUAACUUCCUUGACUCUUCCAGAGAAAGCAUUCUACUCAAAGAGAAGGCUGGAGACAGUUUCCAAUCAGCAACCAGACACAGAUCUCCCGAACAUGAACUCAUUGGGGCAGAUGACGGUGCAUAUCAUGACAGUGACGUCAUAGAGUUGGACUCAGAUGGGGACGAGAUUACUGGGAAUUGGUUCCUAGAAGACAGUGAUUCAUCAACAGGCAAUCCCGUUGAGAACAACUCACCUAAUAGCUCCUCGGAGGCUGCUGCUCGAAGAAGCCCGUUGCCAAAUGAUCUCAAAGAUGAUUCCAUAACAGAGGUUGGGACUGAAGAUGGAACCCAGGGAUCUCAAUUAGAUGCAGAGACAAGUAAAUCCUCAACUGACGGCCUCGAAAUGAAGGAAAAUAUUCAGUCAGACAUAACUGUGCUCAAUACUUCCAAGAGAAUUCAGAAUUCGCUCGCUUCGGCAGAGAGUAAUCUCUCUGAUGUUGACAAUGUUCGAGACAUCUUUUCUGACAAUGAGAGUAAAUCCUCCUUUGGAGAUGGUUUCGACGUUGAAGAUUGGGAGGAGGAAGAAGAGGAACUUAACGAAGAUGAGGUGUUGCACUUAUCUAAUGAUGAAGAUGAUGGCAUCUUAGAAGGUGAUCCAGUUGAAGAAGCUUCUCUAGGUGUGUCGAAGCCCAGGUCAAGAUUAAAAGGUGAUAAACAGCUGGCCAUCGACGAUGAUAUUACUCCUACGAGCAAUUCAACACAAUCGUACCUCAAGUCACCACAAUCUACUCUAAACUCCGGGAAGGAGGCGCAAGAAACAACUGAGAUGGAGGAAAGUCAGGCAAGACAAUUGAAUAACUUGAAGAGGAAAACUGAAAGUCUGAGGGAGGGGGAUGCCACCUUAAAAAGAUCACGGGUAGAGGGGGACAGUGAAUAAGGGAGAUUCGGGGACAGACUCGUAGGACAUUUUGGGGAAUGAAAUGACAACACACAGGCAGUCAAAGUAUUUGUGUUUUGAUGCAAGAAAUUGCACAGCUACUAAUGUGCCCCAUGUGAUCAUAAACAGGUCAUUUGUCGGUGUGCAUACAUGAUUGAGGAAGCAUUUUGUCGAAAUUUUCAAUCUCUUGUUUGUGUUUUUAUGAACUUACAACCAAAACAAAUUUCCGAAAAAUAUUUGGUUAUCUAAAGUAAGGCCAUGUUUGACAACAUUUCUCCUUCAAUUGGCAAAUCAAAAUAAACAAGUAUAUCACUGCUAAAAAUGGUUUUCCUGAAACAAGAAAACAAAAUCAUAUUUCCA